GCAGUGAUGUAAAUCCUCUGAAGACAAAACAUCACAGUCAUGUGAUCUUUGGAUAAUUUAUAUAUCAUUGGGGUCCAGCUUCAGGAGCAAACAGCCUUCGGUGACGGACUCGUGAGUGACCAACCUAAAGACAGGUCUUAAUCUAUAGCAUGUCAUACAGAGAGGACGUUGAGAAUGAGGAGAAAGAGGCGGAGUUGCAGGAUGAGGAAGAGGAGCAGGAGGAGGAAGAUGCGGCCGAGGAACAUGGAGAGGAAGGAGAAGCAAAGCCAAAGCAUAAACCCUUUGUGCCAGCUUUAGUGCCUCCCAAAAUUCCUGAUGGAGAGAAAGUUGAUUUUGAUGAUAUUCACCGCAAACGUAUGGAGAAAGACCUGACGGAGCUGCAGACUCUCAUUGAAGUGCACUUCGAGAGCAGAAAGAAAGAAGAAGAAGAGCUAAUCAACCUCACCCAGCGGAUUGAGAACCGCAGGGCCGAGCGGGCGGAGCAGCAGCGGAUCCGCACAGAGCGGGACAAAGAGCGGCAAAACAAACUAGCCGAGGAAAAAGCACGAAAAGAGGAGGACGAGGCCAAGAGGAAGGCGGACGAUGACGCUAAGAAGAAAAAGGUUCUCGCAAGCUUUCAGUACACGGGAUACAUGCAGAGGACAGAUAAAAGGGGCGGACCUAAGAAGCAAACUGAGAGAGAGAAGAAAAAAACCAUCCUGAGUGAACGGCGUAAGGAAAUGAACGUGGAAAACAUGAGCGUCGACAAGCUGAGAGACGCUGCCAACGAGCUCUGGACGUGGAUGCGCCAGCUCGAGGCCGAGAAGUUUGAGCUGCAAUACAAAUACAUGUGCCAGAAGUACGAGAUCACCGUUCUCAGGAAUCGAGUCAGUGACCAUCAGAAAAUAACAAAAGGAUCCAGGACUAAGAGAGGACUAAGAAAAUAAUACAGAGAUGCCAGCAAACUCAUCAUACAACAUCAUUUGCAUUGAUAAUACGUUUAAAUAUAAUUCUGACUGAACUGAAGACCUACAGAGAAAGAAAUCAGCAGUCUGAAGAGAAUGAACCGAGUGAAGCUGGCUUUUAAGAUUAAAUGAUCUUGUUGAUUUAAUGAAUCAUAUGCAUAAUGUGAAAGUUGGCAUGCAUUUUCAAAGCACGACUAUAAAUCAAAUAUUACCGGGAAGUAAAGAUGUUACAGUUAAUCAGUUAAAUCAGUUUCUUUUUGCAUGGGUGAAAUUGUGAUUCUGUAAAAGUUAUAAAUAUUUAACAAUAAAGUGUGACAGAGACAUGG
Messenger RNA from Pimephales promelas (fathead minnow), 1270 nucleotides. Lineage: Eukaryota; Metazoa; Chordata; Actinopteri; Cypriniformes; Leuciscidae. The record is from RefSeq and is a predicted model, not a curated record.